Messenger RNA from Paramacrobiotus metropolitanus, 3266 nucleotides. Its product is annotated as nuclear receptor-binding protein-like. Gene Ontology annotation, cellular component: cytoplasm; endomembrane system. NCBI's taxonomy places the organism in Eukaryota, Metazoa, Tardigrada, Eutardigrada, Parachela, Macrobiotidae. The transcript is spliced from 12 exons. Gene Ontology annotation, biological process: protein phosphorylation; intracellular signal transduction; endoplasmic reticulum to Golgi vesicle-mediated transport. Gene Ontology annotation, molecular function: protein serine/threonine kinase activity; ATP binding. The record is from RefSeq and is a predicted model, not a curated record. Bases 273 to 2900 code for a protein of 875 amino acids.
GUCACAAGAAACAUUUGAAAGCGAAAGUUUUUAACUUUGAUGUUUUGGUUUUCAAGCAAGUUUCAAGACAAAUAAUAAAUUUUCAAAUAUUUAUAGUCCUAAGUUCAUGUGCUAGCCUUUUUUGUCGCUAGACGUCCUCUGGUCCUGCCUUUUUAAUCCCCUCCGCAUCUUCACCUAUCUUCUGUGUCAACCAAAGAUAUCUUCCUUAUCCUACUAAGGGAAGCGAUUGGUGGUGAUCCUGGUGUUGUUUGUAGUCUUAAGAGCGCAAUGAAAUGAGCAACUUAUUGGAUCGUGGACAGUCUGGUGCAGGGGAGGGUGAUCUAGCCUUGGGUCCCGCUCUGCGAAAUCCAUCUGCCAUAAUCCCACCAACAGAAGGGACCAGACCCAAGGACGAUCUACCCACCACAGGAUCUUUUCAAACAGGCAGCAUGAGCACUGCCCCUGUGCCCAGCAGUCACGAUCCCCCAUUCACCCCGGAAUCCGCUGCUGUCAAUAUUUCUCCGGAAAAUGACGGCAAACUCACCAAGCCCCAGGAAGAAGACAGCGCGGGGGUUCAGCCUCCCGCUUCCAGUGCAGCCAGUGCGAUUCCCGCUGCCACUCCGCGUCCCGCGCAGCCACAGCUCGUAGCGGGGAAAUUCGAAGUCACCCGUGUUACGGCGGCUGUGACCAACAACGCAGCCACAACUACCGUGGCCAAAGCGGGUGAAACAGCGAAGAAGGCGCAUCCUGUGGCAGCGGAAGGAAUCAGUGUGGCGAUUGCAGCGUCUGCAAAUCCAGGGAUGGUCAACGUGUACACGACGGUGGCGACGGCUACUGUGCAGAUUACGAAAGAAUCGCAGGCGGCGGAAAAUGAUAGUAAGGGGGGUGAGGAGGAUUCUGAGGAUGAGGGGAAGGACGGGAAGGAGAAGGUGGUGGAGACCAGUCCCUGUGGGCGCUAUCAUAAGCGUCGUGAACGGGUUCUGCAACGUGAGGUUCCUGGUAUCGAUGCAGCCUUUCUGGCCAUGGAUACGGAUGAGGGAAAAGAAGUUGUGUGGAAUGAAGUGCAGUUCUCGGAGAAAAAGAAUUUCAAGGAUAAGGAGGAACAAAUUCAUCAGAUCUUCGAUAAUCUGAUCAACCUGCACCAUCCUAGCAUUCUCCGAUUCCAUCGUUGGUGGACGGAUAUCGAUGUGAAUUCUGAUAAACCAAGAGUUAUCUUCAUUACGGAGCACAUCUCCAGUGGCUCGCUGAACCACUUUAUCAAGACCAGCAAGCAUAGUACAGCCACUGCUUUCUCCUCGGUGUCCGCUACGACAUUAUCAGGAAGUGCUUCUACAGCGACAUCCCACAAUUCCUCGCAUAUGCCGGAAAAGUCGUGGAAGCGCUGGUGUCGCCAGAUCCUAACUGCGCUUAACUACCUCCACACGGCAAAGCCUCCCAUUGUUCACGGCAAUUUGAAUCUCGAUACGGUGUUCCUUCAGCAUAACGGACUGAUUAAGAUUGGAUGCGUGGCUCCGGAUGCGAUACACCAGCACGUUCGCACCUGUCGCGAGCACAUCAAUAUCCGUAACCUUCAUUUUGUUGCUCCGGAAUAUGCGUUCGAAACACUGUUGACUCCUGCUGCGGAUAUUUAUUCAUUCGGAGUAUUGGCUUUGGAGAUGUGGAUUUAUGGAAUUCAUCCGCUACUCGUUCGAGAAAAGGAGAAAGAGCGCGAGAAAGAGAAGGAAUUGGCUCUCGCGCAACAAGCAUCUGCAAAUCCCGGGGAAACAACUGCAGUCUCUCCUCCCGUUCAGCCCAGCACGGGGCCACCGGUUGCUUCCUUGUACCCCAUCACCCCCGAAAUGCUCAGUUUUACUCUGGAGACGUUGGAAGAUGGCCCGGUUAAAAAUAUGAUUCGCGAUUGUCUCCAGUCCAUACCGGAAAUGCGAACAUCGGCGCGGAAUCUGCUCUUCCAUCCGGCUUUCUUUGAAGUGCCUCCACUGAAGCAAAUUGCGGCGUUUUCCUUUGUGGAUUACUUUUCCGAUCAUUUGGAUAACUGGAACGAUCUGGCGGUUAGUUUGGGGAAGGAUACAACGGGCGACUCAGUGAUCGCGGAAAUACCACGAAGUAAACAGGUCUUUCGGGUGAAUCAACUGCAAAAUGGGGAUUUAGACAAAUACCUUGAGGAUAUUCGGCAGGGAGUUUACCCACUAACCGCAACUGGGAUACGCCGCUGGUGGUUCGGUAUGGAAUCACCCACAACAUCUCUCCUUACCACGCCAGCCCAGUCGACGCACGAUGAGGGUGAAUCCUACGGAGUCGGAGAUGAAUUUGACGAUGACUUGGCUAAUGAAGUGGAGACACGCCUGAUAAUGUCGUGCAUGUGCACGGUGCGAGCCAAAUACGAUUCACCACUGGCAUCGCUCGAACUCAUACUGCGUAUGGAAGAUAAGAUGAAUCGGCAUCUGGUCUGCGAUUUUGAUGAAGAGAUCGAAUCAGCGGAUAUCUUGGCGGAAGAGCUAAUGGAAUAUGGACUGAUUAAUGAACAAGAUCUGAACAAGAUGAGCGGUCUAAUCGAAAGUACUCUGCGGACUAAUCGCAGUCGCAAGAACGAGCAUAUCAUGGGCGGAUACAUCAACGGCGACAAAACCGUUCCGGUGAUGAACGGGGAUGAACUGGGGGAAUUUGGCAGUAUCAGCGGAUAUUCCCGUCCCGUUGGUUCACAGCUGACCAGUGGAGAGAACGCGUGGGACGUGGUAGUGCGAUCCCCGGUGACGACAUUCAACGCCCUGCCCUCCGCAACAGCGCCCCAGACGGCGGUGACCAAUGUGACGGUGUCGGUGAACGCUAAUGGACCGAGUCCGUCGGCAUUGACAGUGAACGUUGGUGUUGCCGCGCUGGUCGAUCACGGAGGGGCGUUGUUGCCGAACGGACACAGUGUGUAGUUGCUGGUCCAUUGCGUUACUGUGCUGACUGGCUGUCCCCGAUGUUGUGGUUGAUCUGAGCUGUUUCCCUUUUGGCUUUCGUUUAUGUUAGUUCCUGCGCUCCCUUUUUAUCUGUGAAACGGCAGCUUGUGGGUCCAUGGAUUGGCCGGGUUUGUUGUGAGAAUAUAAGUCGGGUUGGGCGUUAUUUUUGGCUUUAGUGGUUGACUAAAUGCGCUGAAGUGGUCGCUUGAGUGAACUGACUGUACUGCCUAGUUGCGGCCGAUGACCUUGAACAGUUUAGUAAAGUGAACCAAUUCAGUUGUGAAAUUUCAGUUGAAGCUCUGCAAAAGUUGUUACAUGGACUAUAGUGAGACUGUGAGAUACAGC